AUGGCAGCGAUCCCAAUCGUCUUCUCCGAGCUCUACAUCGUCGCCAAAUUUUUCCUCAACCUCCUCCUUCUCAAACUGAUCACCACCCUACCUCUCGUCCGCUCCCCGGACAGCAGGUCCGGCGUCGCCUCCGCCACCGACGAAGACCGCCGCCGCCGCCUGAUCGACGAGAAGUACCCUCAUUUCUACUACCACCACGAGCGGCGGGGACUGCGGACGGAAUCAUCGCCGUCACAAGAAGAUUGUGCGGUGUGCCUGUGCGAGUUCGAGAAAGGGGACGCCGUCAGGGAACUGGGGUGCCGGCACACGUUUCACAAGGGUUGCGUCGACACGUGGUUCGCAAUGGGAGCGAGGAAGACGAGGGCGAAAGCGUCGGCGGCGGCGAUGAUGAUGAUGACGUGCCCGCUCUGCCGGAGCGGAGUCUUGCAGCCGGGAGAUUCGAACCGCCGAUGGCGGCGUGCGGAUGAGGUGGGGCCCACCAACGACGGUGAUAGUGAUGAGAGCUUGGACUGGGGACAGCAACAAUUCUUUUCAUUGCUCUCCACGUUACGCGGUGAUUAUUAUCGCCAGAUUAUUAUUAAUCAGUGA
Molecule: messenger RNA, 588 nt
Organism: Linum tenue
Lineage: Eukaryota; Viridiplantae; Streptophyta; Magnoliopsida; Malpighiales; Linaceae
Source: the annotation of a GenBank genome assembly